This is a messenger RNA of Toxorhynchites rutilus septentrionalis, 1819 nucleotides long. It is a transcript of the gene CSN1b, whose product is annotated as COP9 signalosome complex subunit 1b. The record is from RefSeq and is a predicted model, not a curated record. Gene Ontology annotation, cellular component: COP9 signalosome. The coding region runs from base 124 to 1545 and encodes 473 amino acids. The transcript has 4 exons. NCBI's taxonomy places the organism in Eukaryota, Metazoa, Arthropoda, Insecta, Diptera, Culicidae.
ACCUUGCCAGUUGUUUUUCGGGUAAAUAUUUGACAGCUACAGAAGGAAUCCAUUGAGUUCGGAAACUUAAGCAGCAAUUGAAAAUAGUUUUCUUUUCAGCUUAAAUUUGCCAUAAAUAUAACGAUGCCUCUCCCGUUGAUUGUGCCGAACGCAGUCGAACCGAUGCAGGUCGACGCCCAGCCGGAAGAUAAUGAAAACAAUGAAGAGGACAUGUACAUUGUGGAAAACUCAUCGCUCGACCUGGAAGUGUAUGCAAAUCAGUACACCGGUUUUGCGAAACUACAUCGACUGAUUUAUAUCGCCGAUCAUUGUCCAUCACUGCGCUUGGAAGCGCUCAAAAUGGCCAUCAACUAUGUGACGACGACCUACAAUGUAACACUGUACCAACAUUUGCACAAAAAAUUGGCUGAUUUGUCUGCUGGCAGUACCCUACCGGAUGUGGCCGCUCAAUCAAGUUCACAGGAUAUUCCAAGCUUCGAUACUGCUUGGGUUGAAACAAAGAGUAAGAAGUCUGCGCUCAAACUGGAAAAGCUGGAUUGUGAUUUGAAAAAUUACAAGGCGAAUUCUAUCAAGGAAAGCAUUCGGCGUGGGCAUGACGACCUUGGCGAUCAUCAUUUGAACUGUGGAGAUCUGUCCAAUGCUCUCAAGUGUUACUCCCGAGCGCGUGAUUAUUGCACCAGUGGCAAGCAUGUGGUCAAUAUGUGUCUGAACGUCAUUAAGGUGUCAGUUUAUCUCCAAAAUUGGUCACAUGUGCUGAGCUAUGUGUCCAAAGCAGAGGGAACCACGGAAAUUGCGGAAACCUCCAAGGAUAAAGAUCCGAAUCAAGCGGUAAUUACACGUUUGAAAUGUGCCGCCGGGUUGGCUGAGUUGGCCACUCGGAAAUAUAAGUCUGCGGCUAAGAAUUUUCUCCAGGCUAACUUUGAUCUGUGCGAUUUUCCCGAAAUGAUUUCCACAAAUAAUGUCGCAAUGUAUGGAGGACUUUGUGCGUUGGCCACUUUCGAUAGACAGGAGCUGAAGAAUGUAAUCUCAAGCAGUUCUUUUAAGUUGUUCCUUGAGCUGGAACCACAACUGCGUGACAUCAUCUUUAAAUUUUAUGAAUCCAAAUAUGCGUCUUGCUUAAAGUUGCUUGACGAAAUUAAGGAAAAUCUUCUAUUGGACAUGUACAUAGCUCCCCAUGUUAACGCGCUGUAUAUACAAAUCCGUAACCGUGCUUUGGUUCAGUACUUCAGUCCCUAUCUUUCGGCCGAUAUGCGUAAAAUGGCAACCGCUUUCAAUCGUUCGGUUGGAGCUCUGGAAAACGAACUUAUGCAGCUGAUACUGGAGGGACAAAUUCAAGCACGAAUCGAUUCCCACAACAAGAUACUUUACGCGAAGGAUGCCGAUCACAGAAGCGCCACUUUCGAGAAAGCUAUAAAUGUUGGCAAAGAAUUCCAACGGCGCUCCCGGAUGUUGAUACUGAGAGCAGCUAUGGUUAGGCAUCAUAUUCAUGUGAAGGAUGUAGUCGCAGACAAGAAAAACAAAUCAGCUUUACAAAACAAGCAGUAGAAAUGAUUUAUAUUACUGUUGUUCUGAAUGAUACUUUGUCUCAAAGUGUAAAACUUUAAUGAGUUAAUACAAUUGCUUGAAAUAAUAAUAUAAUCAAGAAUAUGUUUCGUUCCAUAUCGGACUACGAAUGACAAACGGAUUACGACAAUGACCCUACUGAUAAAACGUGACGCAACGGACACUCUUCCACUACAUUCGAACUCGAUUCACUGACAAUUUUCUUCCCCCUAAGCUACAUCACAUUAGAACAGAUAAGCCACAACGAUGUAUUUGA